Sinocyclocheilus rhinocerous is the source of this 4236-nucleotide messenger RNA. RefSeq names its product RHO family interacting cell polarization regulator 2 (gene ripor2). The record is from RefSeq and is a predicted model, not a curated record. Bases 79 to 2919 code for a protein of 946 amino acids. Lineage: Eukaryota; Metazoa; Chordata; Actinopteri; Cypriniformes; Cyprinidae. The transcript is spliced from 21 exons.
GAGACAGUCCGAGCGUUGAUUUAAUUUUACAGUAUAGUUACUGCUCAGACGCUUAAGCGAAAGAGAGGAUAAAACGGAAUGGCCUUUCCUGACAUCACGGAGGAUGACCUAAAUGAACUGAUGCGUGAGGAGGCAGAGGAUGUCUUUGAUGAUGACGGAGUGUCCUCCCGCUUCCCAGACAUCAUGGCUGCUGGCACUCACUCUCCUGGAGGGCCCAAUGGCAUCAUCAGGAGCCAGUCAUUCGCCGGCUUCAGCACCCUGCAGGAGAGACGCUCACGGUGUAACUCCUUCAUGGGGAACUCAGCAGUGCAGAAGAAGCCCAUCUCAAAGCCCAGGAAGCCCCAUCUGUCCGGGCACAAGUCCAGCAGCAGCAGCAGCUCACGAGAGCCGCAGCCCAAAAGAGUGGAAGAAGUUUACGGAGCCCUUAAACAAGGCCUGGAUGAAUAUCUAGAGGUGCACCAAACAGAGCUGGAUAAACUCACUUCCCUCAUGAAAGACAUGAAGAGGAACUCCAGACUGGGUGUGCUGUAUGAUCUGGACAAGCAAAUCAAGACUAUAGAGCGAUACAUGCGAAGACUGGAGUUCCACAUCAGCAAGGUCGACGAGCUGUACGAGGGCUUUUGUAUUCAGAGAAGGUUGCGUGAUGGUGCCAGUAAGAUGAAACAGGCCUUCACUGCUUCACCCUCCACUAAAGGCACACGUGAGAGCCUGGCGGAGGUCAACCGCAGAUACAAAGAGUAUACAGAGAACAUGAGCACUUUUGAGGCCGAGCUGGAGAACCUGUUGGGGGAGUUUCAUAUCAAAAUGAAAGGAUUGGCUGGUUUUGCCAGGCUUUGUCCCGGCGAUCAGUAUGAGAUUUUCAUGCGAUACGGCCGACAGCGGUGGAAACUGAAGGGGAAGAUCGAAACGAACUCCAAGCAGAGUUGGGAUGGAGAGGAGAUGAUCUUCAUGCCCCUCAUUACAGACCUCAUCAACAUCAAGGUGACAGAGUUAAAGGGGUUGGCCACUCACAUCUUGGUGGGUAGUGUGAUCUGUGAAACCAAGGACUUGUUCACCGCUAUGCCUCAGGUGGUAGCAGUAGAUGUCAACGACCUGGGAACCAUUAAACUUAACCUGGAGGUCGCCUGGUUUCCAUUUGAUGUAGAGGAUCUGACACUGUCCUCAGGAAACGUGAGUAAAGCCAUCGCCCUUCAGAGACGAGUUUCAGUGUACAGCCAAGGCACACCCGAGACGCCCACUUUCCAGGACACGUCUUUCUUUAAGUGGCAUCCUCGGCGGUUGGAGGGUCAGCGUCUCUCAUUCUUGCACACGCUCCGAGAGACGCUCUUAGAGAAACUCAGACGCAGUCGCUCUUUUGGCGAUCUGGCUGCGCUGAGACCUCGCUCAAGGUCCAGUCUGGAGGUCUACUCCACUUUACCAGAUGAUGUCUUUGAGAAUGGAGGCUGCGGUGUGGCCGAAUGCAAGCGCCUGUCCUUCACCUUCUCUGACACGCCCACCUCAAGCCCCGCCCCCAUCCAGUCAAACCCUGAGAUCACCGUCACGCCCCCUGAGAUGGACCCUCCCUCUGAACCGGCUCCAGCCUCUGAGGACCAGCCGGUUGAGGAGGAGUGUGUGGAGGAAGACUGCGGCAGUGUCAGCGAUCCAGACCUGGAGUGGGACCAGGCUGAGGCCCAGGGGCAUGGCACAGGCUCGGCGGCCCACUCGCUGUGCUCCGAGAGUCAGCUGUAUGCGGUGGGACCCGAGGAUGUGGUGUUCUUGGAGCCCAACAUGCCUGAUGAAGCCCUGGAGCUGAAGCCGGUGGAGCUGGAUGGGGAGGAAGGUAGUCUGACCAGGCAACUGGUGAGGAGGCUCACCUCCUCUGACAUGCUGCCCGAGGCCAGCACUGUGAGCUGGUCUGGAGAGAGCAGCAGGACCUUCCAGGAGAGCAGCCUGGAGGAGGCCAUUCAGUCCCUGCUCCUGCGGCUGGAGAGCUUAGGCCAGCGCUGCGGGGAGCUGCAGGACUUGGAGCAGGAGGUCAUGAGACUCGAAGACAUGCUUAAGUGUCGGGUACCUGCUCAUAGGAGCCGUUCAUCCAGCCUCAGUUUGACAGUGGAGAGCGCUCUGGAAAGUUUCGACUUCCUCAACACCUCUGACUUUGAUGACGAUGACACAGGAGAUGAUGCUGCCACCCUCUCACGCGCUGUCUUCUUUGACAUGGAGUCAGAGAGAAUUGGGUCAGGCCAACAUCCAGAAGUAAGAGGCCACCUGAGUGAAGCCCUCACAGAGGACACUGGUGUGGGGAACAGUGUGGCCGGCAGCCCGUUGCCUCUCACCACAGGAAACGAGAGCCUAGACGUGGCCAUUGUUGUUCAUCUACAAUACUGCAGUCAUCUCAUUAAGUUGUUGACCUCAGGAGGAAGCCGGUCGCAGCACAAGACAUACCUGCACAAACUAACAACUCAAACACUUCUGUUGGAGGAUCUCAGUGAGAAAAUCUUUGACAGACCGGGCAGCUGUAUUUUAGUGUCUGAUGUGAUCAGGAUGGUGGUGAAUGAGAUGAUGGACAGGAGCGAGCUGGCCUCUUCCUUGUGUCCAUCGCUGUCCCCUCUGGCACAGGAUAUCCUCACUGUGUUUCAGUUUCACAAGUGUCUGUGUGUUUGUCUUCAACAGGCUGUUGAUUGUUACACACAAGCCUUAUCAGAAGUAGACAGAUCAAGAGAUGCAUGUGCCGCUUUGAGCUGCCUGCAGGCUGUGGAGAGCAUUGAUGCUGUGGUGUUACUGUGUGACUCAGCAGAUGAAGAUCUCUGCCAGAUUGCCAUAGAAACCCUCCUCACUUUCGGUGAAGACGGGCGGCUGGCAUACGAGCAGUUGGACACAGUGCCGAGGGAAAUGGUGCGGCUGGGGACUCGCCGCGGUAACGCUGUUACCACUUCAUUUUAGAAAAACGACUCGUUAUCCCUCCUGUGACCCUGCACACUUCAGACGUGAAAUACACACCACCUGCUAACAAGGGGAAAGUGAAGCUUGGCCUUCGAUUUAGGCCCAUAUCUUGAGACCUUCAUCACAGACUCUCCUUUUCUGCAGGAUGUUUGCUUCUCGUGUCACAGUGGUCCUGAGUCAUUGUUGCUGAUUGAACAAUAAGAGUGUUAUUAUUGGAAGUUAGUUAUUUGCAGAUUGCAGUUGCACUGUUGGAGGUGUGUAAAUAGAAAGCAAAUCCUAUUUUAAUUUUGUCCUGGGAUUUUUUGUUUUCCUCUUGUUCCGUUUCAGGGAUUAUAAGGGACUGUUUUAAUGCUCCCCGCUUGAGUUUUUUUUGACCUGGACAGACUGGGAAAGGAAAGAUUUUGUGUGCUGUUUAGACCCAGCCGGUUGUAUGGACUACUGAAAAAACCGGUGUGAACGGUGGACUGCUGAUUUACACAUCGCUUGCUUGCCUUCACUGGUCAGAAGAAAAUAUUUCUAUGGACGGGGCCUGUAGUGAACACUUGCAUUAACACGGUACUAAUGCCUGAGCGCAUGGGAUCUUACAACAAGCGCUGUUUGGAGCCCGUCAAGAGUAUAUGAAAAUGCACUUUUACACUAUAUUCAGUCAGAGAAGCAUGAUGCAUUACUGUGAGUUUUUGGUUUGUAUGUAAAUGAAGACUGGAAGUAUAUUUUGCUCUGUGAUCCGAACUCGCUUCUGUGCCUAUUGUUACUGUACUACUGCGUCAUGUGACUGUAAUAUCAUUUGUUUUAUUUAUUUUUGAACAGAUUGUUUUAACGAUGUACUAAACAUCAGUUCACAAUAUGAUUAGGUACAGUCAGGAUUUGGUAUUAUUGAGGGGCUAUUCACUAUGAUUUUUUUAUAUAUAUAUAUAUAUAUAUAUAUAGUUGGCAUUUUACAUAUAGAAAGAUGUUUUAUUGAUCAGUAUCAUCUUUUAACAGUGUAUUCAUGGAGUUAUACAGUAUUUGUGCUCAAGGGAACCUUUCCUAAACGUCUUUUUGGUAUGCUAAUACACCUGACCUGAGAAAACGCUCUUUGGUAACCGAUCGCUUGCCUCGCUUUGACACGUUUACACACCCUGUGUUGAUCUUUAAAGCUCUCAAAUGUGAAUUUACGCUUAUGGCGGCAAUUAAAACGCAGUUUUGUAGAUCACCCGACCUAUUUUUGCAAUAUUUUCUAUGACAUUGAGAAUUGUACGGAAGCAGGGGCUUAAAUCUAUCAAAGGAGCACAUUUCGAGGAAUGUACUGAGUACAGAAAGGUUACUGAAGUAUAUGCC